Trichoderma breve is the source of this 1755-nucleotide messenger RNA. Its product is annotated as WD domain, g-beta repeat domain-containing protein. Lineage: Eukaryota; Fungi; Ascomycota; Sordariomycetes; Hypocreales; Hypocreaceae. The transcript has 5 exons. Gene Ontology annotation, molecular function: protein binding. The coding region runs from base 1 to 1755 and encodes 584 amino acids. The record is from RefSeq and is a predicted model, not a curated record.
AUGUCCAUGUAUUCCCAUCGCGGCAUGGGCGCUGUGCCCCCAGGCAACGCUCGCCUCAACGAGCUGCUGGAGCAAAUUAGGGCCGAAUUCGAUAGCCAGCAGCGUCAAAGUGAAAACUUUGAGCAUCAGAUCUCGGCGCAGGUCAGCGAAAUGCAGCUGGUGCGAGAAAAGGUCUAUGCCAUGGAGCAAACCCACAUGACGCUCAAGCAAAAGUAUGAGGAAGAAAUCAACAUGCUGCGACAUCAGCUCGAGGUUGCUCGCAAGGGAGCUCCGCAGUCCGGCCUCCAGGGACCUCCUCAGCACGCCGGCCCGUCUCAGCAGCCUCCCUCGAUAGCGCCCGGGAAUGGCCUCUUUAGUGGCAUCAUGGCCGGCAGCAACCCCGGAGGCCUUGCGCCGCCUCAGCCUCAGGCUCCUCCUCAGGAGCACGCACAGCAGCAGCAGCAACAGCAGCAACAGCAACAGCAGCCUCAGCAGCAGCCGCCGUACCAGGCUUAUCCCCCCAACACCAUGCCUCAGCCUCCGCCAAGCACGGCUUCGCCUGGUCCCGGCCGGCGAGCCAUGGCCCGUCCUCCGGGUGCCGUCGGGCCUGCUACCCCCCAGAUCAACACCCCCGUGCCGUAUCCCGGCAAUGCUCAGUCCCCGCAAGUGAGCCACCCGACCCCCGACCACGCUCGCAUGAACCCUCGAGCCCCUCCCCCUCCCAUUAGCAAUGCUCUGGGCGAUCUCGAGGUCGAUGCCGUUGCUCCCCACAACAAGAAGACGGGCAACGACUGGUAUGCCAUUUUCAACCCGCAGGUUCAGCGCGUCCUGGACGUUGACCUCGUCCACUCCCUGACCCACGAGAGUGUCGUGUGCUGCGUCCGCUUCAGCCACGACGGCAAGUACGUCGCCACCGGAUGCAACAAGUCGGCCCAGAUUUUCGAUGUCCAGACUGGCGAAAAGGUUUGCGUCUUGGAGGACCACAGCGCCACCGACAUGGCUGCCGAUCUUUACAUUCGAAGCGUCUGCUUCAGCCCCGAUGGCCGAUACCUGGCCACCGGUGCCGAGGAUAAGUUGAUUCGGGUGUGGGAUAUUGCUACCCGAACCAUUCGUAACCACUUCUCGGGCCACGAGCAAGAUAUCUACUCGCUCGACUUUGCCCGCGACGGUCGUACUAUUGCGUCGGGUAGUGGCGACAGAACCGUGCGUCUGUGGGAUAUUGAGCAGGGCACUAACACCCUCACCCUUACGAUUGAGGAUGGUGUAACCACCGUUGCCAUUUCCCCCGAUACGCAAUUCGUUGCCGCCGGCUCCUUGGAUAAGAGCGUGCGCGUUUGGGACAUUAUGACUGGCUUUUUGGUCGAGCGAUUGGAAGGACCCGAUGGGCACAAGGACUCCGUCUAUUCAGUGGCCUUUUCGCCCAACGGCAAAGACCUGGUCAGCGGCAGUCUGGACCGGACGAUCAAGAUGUGGGAGCUCAGCUCCCCUCGUGGCCCUCCCAGCGCUGGCACUAAGGGCGGCAAGUGCGUCAAGACGUUUGAGGGUCACCGAGACUUUGUCCUGUCUGUUGCGCUGACCCCGGACGCCAACUGGGUCUUGUCCGGCUCCAAGGACCGCGGCGUCCAGUUCUGGGAUCCCCGAACGGGAACGACCCAGCUCAUGCUUCAGGGACACAAGAACUCGGUCAUUUCCGUUGCCCCGAGCCCGCAAGGAGGCUACUUUGCAACCGGCUCAGGCGACAUGAAGGCUCGCAUCUGGUCCUACCGCCCUUACUAG